Molecule: messenger RNA, 2287 nt
Organism: Hemibagrus wyckioides
Lineage: Eukaryota; Metazoa; Chordata; Actinopteri; Siluriformes; Bagridae
Product: dual specificity calcium/calmodulin-dependent 3',5'-cyclic nucleotide phosphodiesterase 1B-like
Exons: 14
Coding region: 66-1559 (497 amino acids)
Biological process (GO): signal transduction
Molecular function (GO): 3',5'-cyclic-nucleotide phosphodiesterase activity
Source: RefSeq, a predicted model, not a curated record
CGUAGUGAGUGGAAAAUAAAAACUUGUGUCCAUUAAACUUAAGGUCAUCAGGGAGGAGACGCACCAUGGCACCACAACAUGGAAAAACACUGAACACACACAUCAGUGUGGACACAUGGAGGUCCACCAUCAUACUGUUGAAGAGGAUGGUGCAGCAGCUGGAGAUCAGAGAGGUGGACUUUGAUGAGCUGAAGAGGAACCUGGAGUUCACUGCUUCAUUACUUGAGGCACUUUACACCAGCGGAACACCACCAUCACUUGAUGCUGAUGAUGAUCUACAGCUCCGCUCUGAUGUUGUUCCUGUGGAGGUUCGUGAUUGGCUUGCAUCUACAUUUACUCAGAGAGUACAGCCAAUCAGACAGCGGCUGGAGGAGAAGCCAAAAUUCCGCAGCAUUGUUCACGCAGUGCAGGCUGGGAUAUUCGUGGAGCGGAUGUUCCGUAAAGCGUACUCUACUGCCAUGCCUGACCAACCUGCUGAGGUCAUCAACUGUUUAAGGGAUUUGGACAGAUGGAGUUUUGAUGUGUUUUCUCUGGACGCUGUCAGUUCGGGUCAUUCACUAAAAACACUCUUCAUCGAGCUGAUCAUCAAACACCAUCUGAACAGCAGGUUUAAGGUACCAAUCUCAUGUUUGAUGUCAUUCCUGUGUGAGUUGGAGCGUGGUUACAGCAAACACACCAACGCCUAUCACAAUCAUACACAUGCUGCUGACGUCACACACACAGUGCACUGCCUGCUGCUGCGCACCAGAGUACUGUACUGGUUGACAGAGUUGGAGGUGUUGGCAUGUCUGUUUGCGGCGGCCAUACAUGAUUAUGAACACACAGGAAACACCAACAACUUCCACAUAAACACACGGUCUGAAUUGGCGAUGAUCUAUAACGAUCACUCUGUGCAGGAGAGUCACCACGUCAGUGCCGCAUUCCGCCUCCUGCAAGAUGAAAACACAAAUAUCUUCAUCAACCUGACCCGCCCUGAAUGGCUUGAGCUGCGGUCUCUGGUGAUAGAGAUGGUGUUGGGAACAGAUAUGUCCUCUCAUGUUCUGCAGGUCAAAGCCAUGAGGUCAUGUUUACAGCAACAUGAAAGCAUAGAUAAACCAAAGGCGUUGUCUCUGAUUCUGCAUGCGGCUGAUAUCAGUCAUCCUGCUAAACCCUGGAGUUUACACUCACGCUGGACCCCAAGACUGAUGGAGGAAUUUUUCACACAGGGAGAUAAAGAAGCUGAAAUGGGUUUGGCCAUCUCACCUCUGUGUGACAGACACAACACACCUGUCUCUCAGUCUCAGAUCGCUUUUAUGGAGUUUAUUGUGGAGCCAACAUUUUCAUUAAUCAGUGACAUGUCUGAGAAAAUUGUCAUCCCUUUGAUUCAGGACACAGCUGGUCCAUCACCAACCUGCAGCAGAUACCGAGGAUUACAGUGGACUGUAGCAGACCUGGUUAGCUUCAGAUCCAUGUGGAUGAGACACACUGAGGAGAACAAGAACAGGUGGAGGGACAAAGUGAAGAAUGGUGUGAGCCACAGUGAUGAAUCUGAAACACAGACAGGACAAGACACUGCAUGAAAAGAACAUUUACCUGAUAAAUAAGUGCAGGAAGAAGGAGAGGAAUAUUAGGAAGAGGAAUAGGAGAGAUGAAGAAGAGGAUGAGGAAGAUCUGUGGCCUAUGUGUAGUGCUGCAGCUAUAAUGUAGAAUUAAUUACACAUUUCUGAAUUAUUUUAAUACACAUCUUACUGUUUAAUCCACACUGUAUAUCAUUUAUAACACAAGAUCACACACACACACACACCUCUGUGAAACCCUCAUUUAUGUAGGUUCUCAUGUCUAUAUGAAAUAGUGUGUGUGUGUCAGUCUGUUGAAUAGUGAAUAGUUUGCAGAUUUAAUUUACUUGGAGUUGGGUGUGAGAAGCAGAAAACAGAGGGUUUGAUGCAGGAGUCUGGUGCAGUGUUCAGGUCAGACUCAGAGAUGGAGACGUGUAUUGUGACGUCCUUCUGCUGGUUUCCAUGGUGACGCAUGCUUACAUCAUUACCUUAAUAAAAGUGCGCCCCCUGUCUGUGGCUGCAGGACACUGAUACAAUACUGAAUGGUGUUUAUGUAAUUAUAGUAAUGUAAAGUAAAACUAGGAUGUUAAUGUUCUUUAAUAAAAUAAAAAUCAUUAUGUCUAAAGCUGGUAAUGUGAUGAUGUCACACGGAUGACAUCAUCACCAAGGAGCUGACUGACACUACUAACAUACAUAGCUUCUCUCCCUAGUUGUGUGUUUCAGUUUUGGUCAGACACACACUCCUGUAUCAC